AGAAAUCCAGACCGGCGAGCGGAUCUCUCUCGACUAGCCUCUGAACAAGCCAUUGCAUCCCGGCUACAAGCGAACCGCGUUCCACCACGAGCUUUUCAACCGUGCGAAAGGCAACGAGUUGAGACUUGUGAACGAUGAUCUCUUGGCUUUUAAUACGCAAAGUAGCAGUCAGUGGGACGGGUUUGGGCAUUUUGGGUAUUUGAAAGAGAAACGAUAUUUCAACAAUACGACUCAUGAAGAUAUCAUGGACUACUCUGUGCUGGGUAUCGAUGGCCUGGGCAGAGAGCGGUGGCAUCGUAGGUCGCGGCGUCCUACUCGACUAUGCAUCCUGGGCAUCACAGAACUCAAUUAAGCUAACCCCCUUCUCCUCAACCACAAUCCUGCUCUCUCACCUCCAACGCCUCAUCACAGACCAAAACAUCGUUUUCCACCCAGGCGAUAUCCUCUUCCUUCGCACCGGCUUCACCGUCGCAUUCAACGCACUAGAUGAUAGCGAACAGAAAAUUCUGGUCGCACGCGCAACAGCUGAUUUCGCCGGCGUCGAAUCCAGCGAAGCCAUGCUGAAAUUCUUGUGGGAGAACCAAUUCGCGGCUGUAGCGGGCGAUUGUCCGAGUUUUGAAAGCAGUCCUGUGACAGGAGGGGCGAUGUGGUGUUUGCAUGAGUGGUUGUUGGCGGGCUGGGGAAUGCCUAUUGGAGAGAUGUUUGAUUUGGAGAGGUUGGGUGAGAUGUGUAGACGCAAAGGCAGGUGGAGCUUCUUUCUGUGUAGUGUGCCUCUGAAGGUCCCGGGUGGGGUCGCUAAUCCGCCGAAUGCGGUUGCUAUCUUUUAACAUCUGAGUAUGGGCUCUGUUCGGAGCUGCUAUAGCUAUAAAGUGUUUUAGUUUGGAUA
Mollisia scopiformis is the source of this 886-nucleotide messenger RNA. RefSeq lists its product as uncharacterized. Gene Ontology annotation, molecular function: arylformamidase activity. The transcript has 3 exons. The record is from RefSeq and is a predicted model, not a curated record. Bases 234 to 827 code for a protein of 197 amino acids. Lineage: Eukaryota; Fungi; Ascomycota; Leotiomycetes; Helotiales; Mollisiaceae.